CGGGUUCCUAGCGGAAGUGGCGGGGGCGGUGCCAUGGCAAAAGAACUCCCGGAGAAUCCCAAUUCGUGAUCUUCAGAAUUGGCUCAGGGUUGUUUCGGGGUUCCUCCCAUAUUCUGCCUCCGAGAUCUGGGGCUGGCUGUGAGCCCCCUAUGCUGUUUGAGGCGUGAAACUCACCUGAGGAAAUGCAUCUGAUCCAUUAGCAUGGAUUCGUAUUAUUUGGGGAUGGAGAAUCUUCAGCUGUGUUAAGUGUUACCUUCAGUUUCUGAGAUGACUUCUUUGCAAAGGAAAGGGCUGCAGGCAAGGGUUCUCAGCUCUGAAGAAGAGGAGAAACUGAAAAGAGACCAAACUUUGGUGUCUGAUUUUAAACAGCACAAAUUGGAGCAAGAGGCUCAGAAAAACUGGGAUCUUUUUUACAAAAGAAAUAGCACUAAUUUCUUCAAAGACAGACACUGGACCACCAGAGAGUUUGAGGAGCUAAGAUCAUGUAGAGAGUUUGAAGAUCAAAAGUUAACAAUGCUUGAAGCUGGCUGUGGAGUUGGAAACUGUUUAUUCCCACUUUUAGAAGAAGAUCCGAAUAUCUUUGCCUAUGCCUGUGAUUUUUCUCCAAGAGCGGUUGAAUAUGUUAAGCAAAAUCCUUUAUAUGACACAGAAAGAUGCAAGGUAUUCCAGUGUGAUCUGACCAAAGAUGAUCUUCUGGAUCAUGUACCACCAGGGUCUGUGGAUAUUGUUAUGUUGAUAUUUGUGCUCUCAGCUGUUCAUCCUGAUAAGAUGCACCUUGUCUUAGAAAACAUUUACAAGGUAUUAAAACCAGGCAAAAGUGUCUUGUUUCGUGACUACGGGCUGUAUGAUCAUGCCAUGCUUAGGUUUAAAGCUGGCAGCAAGCUUGGAGAAAACUUUUAUGUUAGACAAGAUGGGACCAGAUCAUAUUUUUUUACUGAUGAAUUCCUGGCUCAGCUCUUUAUGGACACAGGUUAUGAAGAAGUGGUAAACGAGUAUGUGUUUCGAGAGACGGUGAAUAAAAAAGAAGGCCUGUGUGUGCCGAGAGUUUUCCUUCAGAGCAAAUUUCUAAAGCCUCCUAAGAACCCAUCUCCUGUGAUCCUGGACCUGGAUCAUAAGUCCUGACCUUUCAUGAGGUUGGCAUUCAUACCUCCCCUUGAAGAGGAUAAUUUAAAAUCACUCUUUUGGCUGGGCGUGGUGGCUCAUGCCUGUAAUCCCAGCACUUCGGGAGACCGAGGUUGGGGGAUCACCUGAGGUCAGGAGUUCGAGACCAGCCUGACCAACAUAGUGAAACCUCCUGUCUACUAAAAAUACAAAAAAAUUAGCGGAGCAUAGUGGCAGGUGCCUGUAAUCCCAGCUACUCAGGAGGCUGAGGCAGGAGAAUCACUUGAACCCAAGAGGCGGAGGUUUACAGUGAGCCGAGAUCAUGCCAUUGCACUCCAGCCUGGGUGACAAGAGUGAGACCAUGUUUCAUAAGUAAAUAAAAUCACUCCUUUUACUUUAUAUAUUUUUUGAGGCAGGAUCUUGUGGUACGCAGGUUGGAGUGCAGUGGUGUGAUCACAGCUGAUUGUAGCCUCAACCCCCCUGGGCUCAAGCAAUCUUCCUGCCUCAGCCUCCUGAGUAGCUAGGACUACAGGUGUGAGCCAUCAUGCCUGGCCCUUAAUUUUUUUUGAUGAGUAUGUACAGUAGUACCUCUUUAUCCAUGGUUUCAUUUACCACAAUUUCAAUUACCUGUUUUCCACUGCAGUCAGUUACUUUUCUUAAGGUAUUUUGAAAAUAUCUUAAGAAAUAAGAUAUUUUUAUUUUGGGAGGCCGAGGCCAGCAGAUCCUUGAGCCCAGGAGUUCAAGACCAUUGUGGGCAACAUGGUGAAACCCUGUCUCUACAGAAAUACAAAAAUUAGCCAGAUGUGGUAGCAUGUGCCGGUAGUCCCAGCUGGGGUGGGAGGUUGGCUUGAGCCUGGAAGGCGGAGGGUGCAGUAAGUUGAGAUCAUGCUACUGCACUCCAGCCUGGGCGACAGAUCAAAGGUCUGUCUCAAAAAAAAAAAAAAAUUGGAAAGACAGAUCACAUUCACAUAACUUUUAUUACAGUGUAUUGUUAAAAUUGUUCUUUUUUUUUAGGGUUUGGUACUGUGUUGGUUUCAGGCAACCACUGGGGGUCUUGAAACAUACCACCCUCAGAAAAUGGGGGGACUACUAUGUACUUUUUAUGUUAAAAAAUAGAAAGUGUAUGUGUGUGUGAGACAUGUAAAUAAAACUUCAAGGCCUGAAAAGUAGUGAAAGUUUUAUAGAAUAACAUAAUUUAGCCAUAUUGUUCACUGUAAAAUUCCAUAAAGAAAAGCCUAAGGACCCUGUAGCAUGUAAAGAGAUUCUUGUCAUUACUCAUGUGACUGUAAGUGUUCCUCCAGGCAACAUGUCAGACAACCAUGGAGUAAAAAUGAGGCCAAGUAGACUAAAAUAAGACACUCAUAUGUAUUUCUAGCCUAAAGGAUUGUUCUGUUUUCUUUUUCCAGUGUCAUAUUUGCCCAUUGGUCUCCCCUUUAGUUCAUUUACGUAUUUCUUCAAAACCAGUGUUCCACAAAUACCACUUUUGCUGUAUCUCUGCUCAAGAACCCUCCAUGGCUCCCUACCUGAUUGUUGAGACCCGUUAUCACUGGGCCAGUUCCUUGUCACACUGUUUGCCCUGGGAGAGAGAGGGGAUGGUCAUGACCUGUCCUCCCCUCUGCCCCAUUUGUCCAGUGCUGUUUCUCUGAGAAGAUGGCUGGGGUCUAGAGUUAGAAUUUCAGAGUUGAGAGGGGCUUUAGAAUGGAUGUUCCAACUCCCUACUGGGAAAUGAGGAAGCAGUAGCAAGUGGUAAAUGAUGAGUCCAAAAUCACGUAGCUAGUGUUGUAGAAUAUGGGGAAAUCCCUAAAUUGGUCUGCUGACCUGUUUCCCAAUCAUUGCCUUUUAAUGACUUUUCCUUUAUGAAGUAAAAUCCAGGUGAUUUUGUUUUGCUCCCAAGGGUUAAGCCUGUAAGCCUUUCUGUGCGCCUUUCUGCAGAAAGCUGUUUGUGAGAACACUGUCUUGAGUACAUGACUGGGCUGCACAUGCAGCGGGCCUGGGCCCUUCAACUCCAACCACAUCUGGAGGAGGGGUCCCAGUGUGAAGGGGUUGGAUGAUAGUCAUAGUGGUUCCGUACAAUCAGAAUAAAUCCACCUGGCUCCUGAAGAGAAGAGGGGCAGGCCGCAGGGCUCAAUCUGUGCUUGCUGGGUGUUGUGAUUUUGCCAUCUGUCCUCAACUUCUUGGGAGGGGCUGAUGGAACUUGUAAAGAAGGUAGACCUAUAGGGGUCCUCAUGGGCCUUCUCACAGUGAGAGUCCAGCCCUGUCCAGAAGCAGCCUCAGGCUCCCCACUUUCAGUCCAGUGCUCUCUCCCAAAGCCCCCUGCACCAAAUGAAUCCCACAGCCAGCUACAGCCCCAGACGCUGCCCACUGCCCCCUCAUGGAAGUUCUUUCACUUGUGUCUCUACUAGGUCUGAUCAAUGUUUCUUGGAUUUUAGUGGCUAAGCUGGAUAAAGACAGGCCACUUAAAGUAGAAAAGUGAGAGCCUGGGUGAUGUAGCAAGACCCUAUCUCUAUGCAAAAAUAAGAAAAUUAGCCGGGUGUGGUGGUGUAUGCCUGGUGCAUGAGCCCAGGAGUUGGAGGCUGCAGCAAUCCAAAAUGCUUGGUUCAUAAGCAUUUUAAAGGCCAAGCAUAAAAUGGCUUCAGUCUCACUGCCUUUAGGUCCUUGUGUUCAUUCCCCCUGGCCACAUUUCCAUCAGUGCACCCUAAAUUAAGACGACAGAGGAUCAGGUUCUCCCACAGUUUGGGUACUUAGGGACCAGGAAAGCAAGACCAUGGUUUAGUACAAGCUCUGUGGAAUCAUAUAGACUACAAAGAGUCAACCAAUAUUGCCUUGUCUUCACAGCCGGAAAACAGCCCCAGAAACGUAAUGAGUACUGGCUAACAGUACUAUAAAAAAUAGUAUAAAUACUAUAUUAUAUUAAAAUAUUCUAUAUAGUA
Messenger RNA from Piliocolobus tephrosceles (Ugandan red Colobus), 4031 nucleotides. It is a transcript of the gene METTL6, whose product is annotated as methyltransferase 6, tRNA N3-cytidine. The record is from RefSeq and is a predicted model, not a curated record. Bases 268 to 1122 code for a protein of 284 amino acids. Lineage: Eukaryota; Metazoa; Chordata; Mammalia; Primates; Cercopithecidae. The transcript has 6 exons.